This is a messenger RNA of Trematosphaeria pertusa, 582 nucleotides long. RefSeq lists its product as uncharacterized. The transcript has a single exon. Bases 1 to 582 code for a protein of 193 amino acids. The record is from RefSeq and is a predicted model, not a curated record. Lineage: Eukaryota; Fungi; Ascomycota; Dothideomycetes; Pleosporales; Trematosphaeriaceae.
AUGGAGCAGAUCUCACUCUACUACAGAGAGAAAGCAUGGUCCUACAUACCCUGCAACGCAGUGAGCCCCUACCACGAUCUCCGUUGCGGCCACCGCAUUGCAACGAAAACCAUCGAGCCCUGCGGGAGCAACUGCACCCAUCCAGACCAAAACUUCCCCUUCAUCUGCCCGACGUGUAUUAUCUGGCAGGUAGUAUUAGGCCUAGGGCUCGAAGAGGAACAAGACGAGAACGAGCCGCCGAUCGCCCAGCUGGAGUGUCUAACCAUGGAGGAUGUUGCUGAGCCUACGACCCCGACCGCCGGUGCGUCAAAGGUAGACUGCAAGGUGGCGGCGAUCGCGGGGGAGGAGAUUCAGCGGCUGAGGAAACAGCAUUUUCGGGAUGCUGGCGCUACUGCGCGAGUGUGUGGCAUUGCGCAGUUCCUGAGGGACUUCCCGGAGGCAGUCUGUCGGCCGAGGAAGGAGGCGCCCAGAAUGCAGGAUGUGCUUGACUUGCUGGGAGCCUUGGGUAUCGAGGAGUAUCCGGAGGUUGACGAGCUGGGCGAGAUAUUGAAUGCGCUGUCGACGAAUGCGGGCGGUUCGUAG